AGCGGGGGUCACGCGCGGGGCGAACUCGAACCCUAGAGCAUACCUAUCGAUCCGCCGCCGCUUCCCGCGGCUAUCCGGGGAAUCGCGCCCAUCCUCGACGUCCUCAUCCUCCUCCUCCCCCUCCUCCUCCUCAUCAUCGUCGUCGUCGUCGUCGUCGUCGUCGUCGUCGUCGUCGUCAUCAUACCACGGUAAUAUUACUGGAGAGAGAGAGAGAGAGAGAGGGAUGGAGAGGGGUGGUGGGAACAUUGGAGCUAAGAAGAGAGGAGGAGUUGGGGAGAAAAAGGAGUUGUUCCACGUGGUUCAUAAGAUCCCUGUAGGGGAUAGCCCCUAUGUUCGAGCUAAGCAUCUACAGCUAGUGGAGAAAGACCCGGAGGCCGCAAUCGUGUGGUUUUGGAAGGCGAUCAAUGCAGGGGAUAGAGUAGACAGUGCACUUAAGGACAUGGCUGUCGUAAUGAAGCAGCAGGAUCGCGCAGAAGAAGCGAUCGAAGCCAUCGUGUCCUUUAGACACCUCUGCUCCAAGAAUGCACAAGAAUCCCUCGACAACCUCCUCAUCGACCUUUAUAAGAAAUGUGGGAGGAUUGAGGAGCAAAUCGAGCUCUUGAAGCACAAGCUGAAGAUGAUAUACCUUGGGGAGGCCUUCAAUGGAAAGGCUACAAAAACAGCACGGUCUCACGGCAAGAAGUUCCAGGUCUCCGUCAAGCAAGAGACCUCUCGCGUUCUGGGCAAUUUGGGCUGGGCUUACAUGCAACAAAACAACUAUGUUGCGGCAGAAAUCGUAUACCGAAAGGCCCAAACUAUCGAGCCGGACGCCAACAAGGCCUGCAAUCUUGGGCUCUGCCUCAUGAAGCAGGGCCGGCCCGACGAGGCCCGCCAGAUGCUCCGCGACGUCGCGCUCCGCAAAUUCUCGGGAUCGGACGACUACAAGGCAGUGAGCCGGGCAGAGGAGCUGCUGCAGGAGAUUGAGCUACGGCCGGGCGGUUCGCCGGUAGAACUGGAGUUCAGCAUUGGAGAAGAGAUAAUGGGGAGAUUGGAUGUUCUGAUCAAUGAGUGGACACCUUUCCAGUCUAAGAGGCUGCCUAUAUUUGAGGAGAUUUCUUCCUUCAGAGAUCAGAUUGCUUGUUGAUUUCUCUUCUUUCUUCCUUUCUUUCUUUCUUUCUUUCUUUCUUUCUUUUCCUUUGGUUGUAUUGAUAGGUUUAUACAUAGUUGGAGUGAAAUAAGAUUGGCUUUGCCUUUGGAUUCAGGAUGAUGUAAGACUUGUAUCCUUUUGUAAAUUGAGAACAUCAUCUUCUUGUGAUUUAUAUAAUUUCAUUGAUUCUGGAGAUGAUUUUUCCUCUAA
This is a messenger RNA of Ananas comosus (pineapple), 1336 nucleotides long. Its product is annotated as protein SULFUR DEFICIENCY-INDUCED 1-like. Lineage: Eukaryota; Viridiplantae; Streptophyta; Magnoliopsida; Poales; Bromeliaceae. The transcript is spliced from 4 exons. Gene Ontology annotation, molecular function: protein binding. The record is from RefSeq and is a predicted model, not a curated record. The coding region runs from base 224 to 1123 and encodes 299 amino acids.